This is a messenger RNA of Knipowitschia caucasica, 2916 nucleotides long. The record is from the annotation of a GenBank genome assembly. Lineage: Eukaryota; Metazoa; Chordata; Actinopteri; Gobiiformes; Gobiidae.
AUGGAACUGAAUGAUGCUAAUCUGCAAAGUCUGACCGAGUUCCUCAGGAAAACACUCGACCCUGAUCCCACAGUCAGACGCCCCGCUGAAAAGUUUCUUGAGACUGUAGAAGGAAACCAGAACUACCCUUUGUUACUACUCACGUUGUUAGAAAAGUCCCAGGAUGGAGUGAUCCGUGUCUGCUCUGCUGUCACCUUCAAGAAUUAUAUCAAAAGAAAUUGGCGCAUUGUUGAGGAUGAGCCCAACAAAAUUUCGGAAGCAGACAGAACUGCUAUAAAAGCCAACAUUGUUAACCUUAUGCUCAGUAGCCCAGAGCAGAUUCAAAAGCAGUUAAGCGAUGCCAUCAGCAUCAUUGGUCGGGAGGAUUUUCCACAGAAAUGGCCGGACCUGCUAACGGAGAUGGUCAACCGGUUUGGGAGUGGAGACUUUCACAUCAUUAAUGGAGUACUACGAACUGCACACUCUCUCUUCAAGAGAUAUCGACAUGAGUUCAAGUCUAAUGAGCUUUGGACUGAGAUUAAAUUGGUUCUGGACACAUUUGCUCUGCCAUUAACAAACCUUUUCAAGGCGACUAUUGAAUUAUGUCAGACUCAUGCUACAGAUAUAAAUGCCUUAAAAGUCCUCUUCUCAUCACUGACACUUAUCUGUAAGCUCUUCUACAGCCUUAACUUCCAGGACCUUCCAGAGUUUUUUGAGGACAAUAUGGAGACCUGGAUGACAAACUUUCACGCUUUGCUCACAAUUGACAACAAACUUCUCCAAACAGAUGAUGAAGAGGAAGCCGGCCUUCUGGAGCUACUGAAGUCUCAAAUCUGCGAUAAUGCUGCUCUUUAUGCCCAAAAAUAUGACGAAGAGUUUCAGCCUUAUCUUCCACGCUUUGUCACUGCCAUCUGGAAUCUUUUAGUUUCCACAGGACAGGAAGUAAAGUAUGACCUGCUUGUGAGCAAUGCCAUUCAGUUCUUGGCUUCUGUUUGUGAAAGGCCACACUACAAACAUCUAUUUGAGGACCAAAAUACUCUCACUAGCAUCUGUGAAAAGGUCAUUGUGCCCAACAUGGAGUUCAGAAGUGCUGAUGAAGAGGCCUUUGAAGAUAAUUCAGAAGAAUAUAUUCGCAGGGACCUUGAGGGAUCUGAUGUUGACACUCGACGAAGGGCGGCCUGUGACCUGGUGAGGGGUCUGUGUAAAUAUUUCGAGGGUCCCGUCACCGCAAUCUUCUCUGGUUAUGUGAGCUCAAUGCUCGGAGAAUAUGCCAAGAAUCCUGGAACAAACUGGAAACACAAAGAUGCUGCCAUUUAUUUGGUCACUUCAUUGGCGUCUAAAGCUCAAACACAAAAGCAUGGCAUCACACAGGCUAAUGAAUUGGUGAAUUUAACAGAGUUCUUUGUGAAUCACAUACUCCCAGACUUAAAAUCGCAAAAUGUUAAUGAGUUCCCAGUGUUAAAAGCAGACGCCAUCAAAUACGCCAUGAUCUUUAGAAGUCAGCUCCCCAAAGAGCAGCUAAUCCAAUCUAUUCCUCUGCUCAUCGCUCAUCUUCAGACUGAGAGCAUAGUGCAACACACCUAUGCUGCUCAUGCCCUGGAGAGGCUGUUUACCAUGAGAGGUCCCAACAACUCCACACUUAUCACUCCAGCCGAGAUGGCGCCCUUCACAGAACAACUUCUCAAUAACUUGUUCAAGGCGCUGGCUGUCCCUGCGUCCUCAGAGAACGAGUACAUCAUGAAAGCAAUCAUGCGCAGUUUCUCCCUACUACAAGAAUGCAUAGUCCCUUAUAUCCCCACGCUGAUUGGUCAACUCACUCAAAAACUUCUCUUGGUCAGCAAGAAUCCAAGCAAGCCUCACUUCAACCACUAUCUCUUUGAGUCUCUGUGUUUGUCUGUGCGCAUCACCUGCAAGGCCAAUCCUGUUACUGUCAGCAGCUUCGAGGAGGCACUUUUCCCAGUUUUUACAGAGAUUCUCCAAAACGAUGUCCAGGAGUUUCUCCCAUAUGUGUUCCAAGUGAUGUCUCUGCUCCUCGAGAUCCACUCCAACUCGAUUCCUGACUCCUACUUGGCUCUGUUCCCUCACUUGCUGCAGCCGGUGCUGUGGGAGCGGACUGGGAACAUCCCGCCACUCGUACGUCUGCUUCAGGCCUAUCUGGAGAAGGGUGGAACCACUAUUGCAUCCACGGCUGCAGACAAGAUUCCUGGUUUGCUUGGAGUUUUUCAGAAACUUAUUGCUUCAAAGGCAAACGACCACCAAGGAUUUUACCUUCUCAACAGCAUCAUCGAACACAUGCCUCCAGAGGCUAUAAUCCAGUAUAGAAAACAAAUCUUCAUUUUGCUAUUCCAGAGGCUCCAAAGCUCCAAAACCACCAAAUUCAUCAAGAGUUUCUUGGUCUUCGUGAACUUGUACGGGGUUAAAUAUGGGGCCAUUGCACUACAGGAAAUCUUUGAUGAAAUACAACCAAAAAUGUUUGGAAUGGUCGUGGAAAAGAUUGUGAUUCCAGAGGUGCAGAAGGUUUCCGGACCAGUGGAAAGAAAGAUUUGUGCAGUUGGCAUCACUAAAGUCCUGACAGAAUGCCCCGCAAUGAUGGACACGGAUUACACAAAACUUUGGACCCCUUUGCUGCAGGCGCUCAUCGGUUUGUUCGAGCUGCCGGAAGACGACAGUAUCCCAGACGACGAGCACUUCAUCGACAUCGAGGACACUCCUGGAUAUCAGACGGCGUUCUCACAGUUGGCCUUCGCUGGGAAGAAGGAGCGUGACCCGAUCGGAGACGCAGUUGGCAACCCCAAAGUCCACCUGGCUCAGUCUCUGCACAAACUCUCAACUGCGUGUCCCGGAAGGGUCCCAUCCAUGAUCAGCACCAGCCUGAACGCAGAGGCGCUUCAGUACCUGCAGGGAUAUCUACAGGCCGCCUCUGUUCAGUUGGUUUGA